Molecule: messenger RNA, 9408 nt
Organism: Clupea harengus (Atlantic herring)
Lineage: Eukaryota; Metazoa; Chordata; Actinopteri; Clupeiformes; Clupeidae
Gene: bahcc1a
Product: BAH domain and coiled-coil containing 1a
Molecular function (GO): chromatin binding
Source: RefSeq, a predicted model, not a curated record
CAGGCUCAGGCUCAGGCUCAGUCUCAGGCUCAGGCUCAGGCUCAGGCUCAGGUUCAGCUCCAGAACAGGACCCCACAGGCAUCCCCUGCACGCUCCCGUAGCGCAGACCCGGAUCCCUGCAGACCCCCUACAGCGCAGCAGCCCAAAGCCAGCCACCAGCAGCAGCAGCUCUAUGCUACUGCUCAGGCCUACAGAGACUGUUCGCACCCAGGCCCCCCUCCAAACCACUCACCUCUGACGGCAAAGCCCCUGGUUCAGGAUGGACGUGGCGGGGGCGGCACCUGCUCCCUGCAGAGGGAAGGGCAGAAGGUAGCCCGGAUACGGCACCAGCAACACAGCCGAGCGGGCUCCGGCACGCCCAGUCUGGAAGCAACUCAGACCAAUGGAGGUCACGACCCCAAGAGAAAAAUAGACCUGACACAUACCCCAACCCACAACCUCAGUUCCAACAACAACCAGAACCAAACUCAUCCUCAUAGCCACUCCAACCACAACCCUAACCCUAACCAUAACCAUAAUACCAACCACAACCUUAAUACCAGCCAUAACUCAAACCCAAACCCAAACCUUCAGUACAGCUACACUAGGCAAGGGCAUCAGCCUCCAGAGGUGCAGCCCUGGCCCACUACUCCACAACGACCAGAGACACAACGACAGCAGCAGCAGCAGCAGCAGCAGCAGCAGCAGCAGCCAGCUGCCUACAUGAGUCCCAUCAGUGCUCCUGGAGCCAGACAGCACCCUGCCAUGGCUCCCCCUGCUCCUGUCCCUCCAGCUCCAGGCCCUCCAGCCAUUCCUCCUGCCCCUGCCCUAGCAAACAGGUCUCCUCAAAGGCCUCCUCAAGGGCCUCCUCAAGGGCCUCCUCAAGGGCCUCCAGCGGACAAUGGGGCCAUGAAGAACCUGUUGAAGUACACCACCCAACAGCAGCAGCAGCAGCAACAGCAGUCUCUCUCCCAAAAGACUCCAUUCGGAGGGCUGGGGAACCUGAAGACCAGCUGCUCUCUGCAGGGGACCAAACCAGCGCUGCCGCCCAGAAGGUCGUCCUCCGGUGAGAGUCAGAGGGGCGACUGCGGAGGGCGAAGCCGUGAGCUAAGCGAGGCGGUGCACGGAGAGGGGGAGGUGCGGCAGCCCCCCGUGGGGAUCGCUGUUGCCGUGGCAAGGCAGCGGGAGCCUCCCUGCCGCAUGACGGACAGCCAGGCCAGGGGGAGAGGACAGCCUACAGUGAAAGAGUCCCCAUCUGAGGAUGACAGGGGAAGAAUGAGAGACCACAUGGCUCUUCACAGAGAUAGUUUUAUCAGGGAUAAUAAGGACAGGCUGGAAUUUGCGCGUAUUCAUCCCUCCAACAGUUGCCAUGGAGACUUCAGCUCUCACCUCAUGGGGUCAGGCGGGUCCGCUCUGCAGGAGCAGACUGCACACGCACACUCUGCUCACCACCAUUGGAUGGCGCAAACUGGAAGCCCCUCCCUCUGGAUGUCAGGCCACUCCUAUAGUCUGAGUCACUCUGCCCUGCACCAGAGCCUCCCCCCAGGCUUCCCGGCAUCUGUGCCCCCCCCUCUGCAGCCAGUGCUGCCGCUGCCACAGGAGCCCCCAGCCCUGGUGAUGCUGCCCCCUGACAACACCACACACACCGCCUCACACCGCGAUGUGAUGGACUCCUCGGCACUCUGGCCUCCAGUGUUCCGGCCUCAGGGUCCAGCCCACAUGCAGCACCCUGCUGUGUUCUCCCGCCAACAGUUACUACGGCAACAAGAGCUGUAUGCACUACAGCAACAGCAGCAGCAUCAGAGCCAGCAGCCACAUAGAAACAGUCAUACACAGGUACAGCGAAAGCCAGAAGAGGGUGCUAUGGAGCUGCAGGACAUCCUCUCAGAGUCACGGAGCCCUGCGGGGACCCAGCACUUCUACAACCAGUCCAACAUGGCGCCCCCCACCGCGCAUCUGUCCCCCUGCUGUCAGUCCCCCUGUCUUAGGCCUCACCCUCAGAGUACCCCGUCCACUCCCUGUCCUGCCAUCAGCCCGUCUCCCUCGCUGCCCCCCAAAUCUGUUGAGCCACAAGGGCAGCCUCCACACGACUACCCACAAUCAUUAGAGCCUGACCUCCCUCCUGGAUAUACAUAUCCAGCCGUCAACAUCGCAUACAGGGGAGACCCCUCCCCUCAGGAUGCUCCAUUGGCUGAGCCUGCUGAUUUGAAUGCCAUUCAAGCUGAACCCACAGAACAUGAUCCACCCGCUCUCUCUGGCCUGGGGGAGGAUUUUGAGUGCCAGACAGUGAGACCCCUCCCGCACCAGGAAGUGGUUGAGGCGGUAGAGGAGAGGGUGGCUGAGGAGGUGGAAGAGGAGGAGGAGAAGUUAAUGGGAUCAGGAGCGGUGGCUGCGGCUGUGGGGAGUGUGGUCAUUGGUUGCUGCGCUCCUCUUGCGCUCGACUCCGCCUCUCGUCCAGUCAGUCCUGCAGCAGAGGCAUCUCCGGGCAGUGACCCAGCUUGUGAACCUGCUGUCACAUUUGACCCUUUGGUGACCUCUGACCCUUCAGCGACCUCCACUCCAGUAAUCAGUGAAUCUGCGGAGAGCUCCGAUCCCUUGGUGACUUCAGUGCCCUCAGACACCUGUGAACUCCCAGUCACUCCUGACCCGUCAGCCACCUGUGAGUCUACAGUAAACCCCGAUUCAACCCUCGCCUCGGAACCCGAGGACACAACAUCAGACACAACAGCAAACUGUGACCCCACCGUGACCUUUGAACCCUUGACGAACUGUGAAGAUGAGGGCAGCUGUGAAGCCUUAGAGCAGGAGGGCGAGGAAGAGCCUCCAGAGGACAGCGUCUCCCAAGAUGCAGUGCGUGGCGAUGAGGAGGAGGCGCAUUGUGACUCGUUGAGCUGUUGGAGUCUGGAGCUGCUGAUCGCCGCUGCCUUCUGUGGGGAUGCACCUCCCCCCUCCCCUGCACCCCUCACCCCCUCCAGCCCCCCGCACCACGGCAUGGAGCUGCUCAGCGAGCUGGCAGAGCUGCAGCUGCAGCAGUAUACCAUCGACAACAGCCAGGAAGGGGAAAGCUUGACCUUUGACCUACAGAGUCUGGCGACGCUGGCAGUGGCACGUGCUCUGGAACUAGGCUCAGUAGAGAAGCUGAGGGAUCCGGGGAAGCCCUGCCUCGCCCGGCGAGCUAUUAACCUGCGCAGGAAAUGCAGUUGGACCCCUCGCCAUGAGCAGGCUGGUCCAGUGAAGGCGGGCAUGGAGGUGGAUGAUGGAGAAGAGCUGGCAAUGCGGGUGAGGCUGGCAGAGCUACAGCGGCGCUACAGAGAGAAACAGAGAGAGCUGGCCAAGCUACAGAGGAAGCAUGAGAAUCAAAAAGAAGAGCCUCCCCGUAGCCCUGUUCGCCGGGGCCCUGGUCGGCCCCGUAAGCGUAAGCUUCCCCCAAGCCUCAGUCCCGCUGCCACCACAGACUUCCAGAGGAGAGGAAAGUCAGGGACAUCAGGAUUUUGCUUGUCUGGAGGGCCCCAGAAGAAGAGGACGAAGCCGAGCGGCCAGGACUUUGGCCGUCUCAGCUCAACAGAGAGCUCGUCUGUGGGUCGUGAGAAGCGAGGGUCUGAGCAGCAGGUGUGUGUGCUGCGGCAGAAAAGAGGGAGAAGGCCAAGGGAGGGAGCUGCCAUGGAGAGGCACACAAACACCACCAAUGAGUCUGAGGGACAGAGUGAUACAGACAGCUGGCAGGGUGGAGUAGCAAGCAAAGGCUACAGCAGAAGGAAGAGUCCUGCCUCAUCAUCAUCCUCCUCACGACCACAGCUCUCUAGACCCGGGCGCCCACGGGGCAUCAGGCAGGACGUGAUGUCGCCCUCUGACAGCCAGUCAUCUGGGCAGGAGGAUGAAGAGGUGGACAGUUAUGACAGUGAUGAUGGACAGUAUAUCAGAGCUCCGCCCUCAAGCGAAGCCCCAUCAACCUUAGCUGUGACAGGCGCUACCCCUUCCUCCGUGGUUAAGCUGGAGGCCAAUCAGAAAGCGCGGAAGAAGAGAGAGAGACAGGAGCUCUAUGGAUGUGUUGGUGCGUUUGCAGCAGAUGAGGGGGUGAAGGUGAGGAGCAGCACCCCCUGUGGGAGCAGAGAGGUCACUGCAGUCAAGAGGAAAGUGGGGAGGCCGCGGCGUGAACCCACUGACCUUCUGACCUCCAGCAGCAGCAGCGAGAGGCUGAAGAGGGCCACGCGGAGGAGCACUGUGCUCAGGAGGAGUAGCUGGUCUACAAUCCGUGAUGUCUCUCUGAGGAGCCAAAGAAGUAGAGACAGACAGGCUCGAUCAGUGAGUCAGCUUCUGAAGAAUCUAGCCGCAGAUGAAGGCUUCGCACUGGAUGGGGACAGCAGCUUCUCAGAGGAAGAGAGCAAAGUUACUCUCCCUAACGCUGUCCUGACCAAAGACCUGCUGAUGGAUGGGCUGAAUAUACUGAUCUCAAAAGAGGACGAGCUCCUGUAUGCUGCAAGAGUCCAUAACUACAAACCACCAGGCUUUUACAGCGUGGUCAUUGAUGGAGAGAGAGGCAGCCAUCCUAAGAUCUACUCACGGGAAAAACUGCUGCAGGGAGCGAUUUUGGAUGUGUGUCCCAAGACUGAGGCAAUGUUAAGAGAAGGGACACGAGUGUGUGCCUACUGGAGUGGGCGUUCUCGCUGCCUCUACCCUGGCUAUGUUCGCAGAGGUGGUGUAGGGGCAGGGUUUGAUGGGAAGGUGGGUGGGGUCAUGGUGGAGUUUGAUGAUGGAGAUCGGGCGCGGAUCUCUCUGGCUCAUGUCCGCCUGCUGCCUCCCUCUUACCAGAUCCGAUUUGUGCAACCAGAGCGCCUCCUGCUGGAUGGUCUUGGAACAGGCAGGCAGACCUCAUCAGUGUCUCAGCAGAGCGAGGCAGCUUUCAUUCAGAAACCAAAGCGAGGGAGACCCAAAGGAUCUGGAAAGAAGAAGCUGAAUAACAGCAUGCCACCAGCACUGAGCUGGCCCUCAGUGUCCUCCAGAAGAUCUCAGGAGAACCUGUUCCAACUGGGUCUCUCCAGGACCUCCCGGCACCCCCAGCCACUGCCUGCCACCGCGGCCCCUGUCCACAGCAUCUUCAGCAGCCGCUCCUUCGAGGUGGACUCCUUCAGCAGCAUCGCCCAGAGUUACAGCUGCUCCUCCUUCUACGGUCCGACCCCCAGGGAGGCUCCGGGGGGUCACAGGGACCCCAGCACCUCCAGGAGGAGGCACCUUGGGGAGGUGGAAGUGUCUAGAGGGAGCAGAAGGUCCCAGUUUCUGGUGAAACUGGACCAUGAGGGUGUGACCUCACUGAAGACCAAGAGCAGUAAAAUCCUGCAGGCUCAACGAGGAGGAGGAGGAGGGGCAAUGGGUGUUGUCAGGACAGAGGCCUACGCCCACCCUGUCCUGCUGGUCGAGGAGAACCGGAGGGACGGCCGCUCGGGGCCGGAGCUGCUGCUGAAGGGGGCCCCGCCCCACAAGAAGGUAUCACCGCCGUCUGUGCGGCGAGUGGAGUGCGGGCAGAGCUGGGGCCGAAGCUGCAGCUCCUACCCCGGCGUGAAGGAGGAGCCGAAGAGAGUGGGCUCUCAGACCUCAGGCCACUACCUGUCCCGCCUCUCCGGCCUGUCGUCGUCUUCCUCCUCCUGCUCCUCUUCCUCCUCGGGCUCCUCCUCCAGCUCCAGCCUCUGCUCCUCGGACAACGACUCGUCCUGGAGCUCGGACGAAGACGAAGGUUCCCCCGCGCUCCUGCUGCGGAGCUGCAUGCCCUCCCAGCAUGCUUUGCUCCCUCCACCCGCCCCUCCUGCCGCCUUCACCGGGCGCUCCUUCGUGGCCAAGGCAGUGGCCAUGUCUAGCAGCAGCAGCAGCAGCCCCAUGGCCAACAGGAAACCUCUGAAGAGGAAAGAGCUGCCUCUAUCUCUCUCCAGCUCCCCCAGAGACCUGACCAAGAAGCCCAGGCUCCAGGCAGAUGACUGUUACUCGACCUGUCCAGUAGCUCAUCCAGGCAAACAGAAGUGGACGUGGGUUGGAACACCUACUCAGAGGCGAGGUCUGAAGGGGAGGGCUCGGAAGCUGUUCUACAAGGCCGUGGCCCGUGGCAAAGAGACGAUGCGCGUGGGCGACUGCGCCGUGUUCCUGACGGCCAGCCGGCCUCACGUGGGCCGCAUCCAGAACUUCUGGGAGUCCUGGAGCAGCAGCAUGGUGGUGAAAGUGCGCUGGUUCUACCACCCAGAGGAGACCGCCGUGGGCAAGAGGCACCGGGAGGCCAAGCAUGCACUAUACCAGUCCAGUCAUGAAGACGAGAAUGAUGUCCAGACAAUCUCUCAUAAGUGCCAGGUGUUGAGUCGGGAGGAAUACGAGCGCGUGUGUCGCAGCAGGAAGUCAGGCGACGGUGGACAGGAAGUGUUCUACCUGGCAGGGACCUAUGACCCUGGAAGUGGUCAGAUGGUCACAGCACAGGGACUGUCCAUUUUUUGCUAACACCUAACGGCAAACAACUCAUUCUACAGCCACGGUCCACAUUUUUACUUAAGCCUGUUCUCUGUACCUCCACAGUAUGUUGGGACCAGACCACACACACACACGCACAUACACACACACACACACACACACACACAUAUAUAUAUAUACACACACUACACAUGCUUUCAACCAGGGUCUGUCUCAUCAUGCUACCCCACCCACAGCCAGUACUAUCCUGCUUUCUUGAAGGUGAUGUUGACCUUCUGAACGAAAACCAGGGACAGGCUGAGGGAGUGUUCGAAAUUCAGCAGUUCCCUGAUUGUGAGUGCGUCGCUUUGAAAGCACCCACAAAUAGACGUUAGUUACAUCUCUCUACUGUAUAUAUGUACAUAGAUAUGGAAUUUAUUCCAAUCAAGCCAUACAAGUCAGUACCUCUUAUCUGUUCUUUAUUCAGGUGUGUAUAUUCUACAGAGGAAGUAUGUGAUUUUAUUGUCCUCACAUAUAGAAAAGCUAUUUUAUAUAAAGUGUUAUGAAUUUCAGCCUAAUUUUACACACCGUUUGGUUUACUAUUUUCUUAUGAAUGGAUGGAGAUGUGACUGGAAUUUUGCUUUGAGAGGAUGGGGUGAAUAUUGGGGAAGCUUUGCACUGUACUGGCCCUGGAAGACAGACAGAAGCACACAAGUGAGACAGCAUGGGGCUGAGACUGUCUUCUACUCACUGUCAGCAGCUCCUGGGAUUAUCUUGAUUUGUCUCCUGUUGACAGUUGUGAUGGGUUUUUUUUUAUGUAAAAGUCUUAUUUAAGAGAUUAGACAAGGCAUUGCUGCUGGUUGCCACAAAAAAAAGAAGUCCACUUGAAUGACUAAAAAACCUUCUGUGUGCCACGACUUGGCUUUGAACCAUACAUGCACAGAACGUUUUAGGGGAAAAGCACAUGCUGUAUGCUACACACUGUGAGGGACAAUCAGGCUUGGAAGAGAAGAGGGCUCUCUAAAACCUUGUUUCUUCUUGGGUUUGUGCAAAAAAACUAAACACUUUUGCCAUGACCUCUGUUGUUAGAUGUGCCAUUUUAACUGGAGUCUUAUUUUAGCUGAAAUCCUAUUUAUUUGUCUGUGUUUUCUUGUCAGAUAGAAGAGCCGAUGGCUUAAGAUGAUUAAGUCCUGAAGUCAACAGAAGGUCACUGAGGUGCCUUCAUUUACAAAGAUGCUACAUUAAGGCAUCAGAAGAAAUUAACAUUUCUAAAAAUCCUGUUUAUGACUGAUCAUGAUUCUUAAGUUGUAAAGCACACUGAAAGAUAAAUUAAAUGAUCAUACCUGGUCUUUUUUUUCACCCUGUUUUGACAAUGUUUUGUCAAUUUGAUUAUUUGUACCUUAGCUUGAAUACAGUGCCAUACUGUAAUCAUGCAAUCAGGCCAGUCAUCGGAAGUUCCUCUUGUAGAAAGGUUGCCAAAGCAGAGCUCUUUUCUCCAUGUCUGCCUAUGAGCAUGGCGUGCCGAGCUGUAAUUAUGCCUAUUUUAGCCUGCUUUUUCAUCCAUCUUGGAGGAUGCCAUUAACAUUGGCACUGACCUUAUGUUACAGUUUGACCUUUCAUUGAGAACAUUGACAUAAUACAACUGAACCAACAAAUAAAUCACUUUCCUAAAUCACUUAAUGAACAUUUAACUGAGCUCUACAUCAUUUCCUGGUCAGACUGUGCAUUGUAUUCUGUUGUGCUUCAUCUUUUUGCUUUAUGUUUUAUAUAUAUAUAUAUAGUGAUAUUUCUCAAUCAUACACUGACAUCAUGCAUAUCCAUUGGACCACCUCUGGAUGAAUCAGGAUCUAAGGUGCAAUGGGUUGCUUUUGUUGCUUGAGGCCCCACAAGAGUGAUACUCUUCAUGCCAAGGCAUGAUGGAGACAGAUGACUAAUUAUUUGUGUCUUAGAUGGAUUUUAUUUGCAAUUCUUUAUAUACUUUUCUGUCAAUCAAAUUAAUAAAAGCAAAGAAUCAGGAUGCUUAGAAUAGCAAAGGUAUUCUGGUAAAUAUGACCAUUUCAUUGUUCCUUUGAGAGUGGCACCAUUGGUCUUGAAAGUGUUUUGUCUUUGACAAGAAAACAAAAACGCAUACUGCUCCUUUGAGGAUUUGUUAUUAGAAAUAUUUCUGAAGCACUUUUUACAUGAGGGGUUGACCAUAAUUUGAAAUAUAGUGGGUGAACAAGAGAUACACAGGUUUUUACAGAUGAAAUGUAAAGAUGGUUCAUUGGCAUAUUCACAAAUGUGUAUGACUAUAUGUGUGUGGUGCUGGUGGGUGGGGGAUACGGAGGUGGCCUGUUUACUGAUGUUGAGGUGUGUGUGUGAGUACUGUCCUUAAGAGUCACUGGAAGUGAUACCAUGAAUGUAUUAUUGAAAGGGGCUGAAAAAUAUGAUCUAAAUAUUAAUGUUUUCAAAGAAAAUGUUGAAGGUUGAUUUUUUAUUUUUGUUCUCCCCAAGCGUGAAUGCAUUUUUCAAAUGAUGUUGAGGAUUGGCCAGUGAGGAGGCCAUUUUGUGGGGAUUAGCAGCUCAGAUGACUAGCAUGACGGUAGAUGUGAAGUCAUGUCAUGUGUACGACUUCUGCAGCCUGGUGUGUGGCAUUUUCAAAGGGAAAGAGAUGAAGGAAUGUGUUUCACGUAUUGUUUCUGGCUGGUCACCUUUCAUUACUGUUGAAUACUGUUAGGUUGUCAAACGUGCACCACUUGUUCAGCUUGUCAGAUUUAUGCUGUAAAUAUAUAAGAAGUAUUUUAACAUGAAUAUUGUUCAUAAGAUUUAUAAUUAUUGAAUUUAUUUUCAUCUUAUUUAAUGGAUUUAAAAAGUGGGAAUUGCUUUGUAAAUUUGUAUAGUGACUUGUCUCUUUUGGAGUAAACAUUUUGCAUAAAUGCUUUAUGGAUAUUAAACUGUAAAUGUGGUUUAGUAUUAAGAUUUUUAAGAUUAUAAUGAAUAAAUAUUUCAUGUUGAUUUUUUCUUGUG